CCGAUUCCAAAGAUGGACGAGGACACGCUCCACAACAUCUUGAGCCUGCUCCCUGGACAUUUACAGAACCACCCCAGUCUAGAGCUGCUCAAGGCCGAAGUGCAAGAGGACUACUCCAUGUCCGCCACCAAAGCCAUAGUGAACUUUGUCGUAAAGGGGGUUCAAGGACUCUGACAGUGACAGAAACACAGAGAUGCCCUCCCACAGACAAGAGAUCGUGGUCGUCCCAAAGCCGUGGCACAAGUCUUUCCUGCUCAACAGAACCAAGAUCAGGGACUCUCUGCACCGCUUCAGCCCUCCCAUGAUGGCAGUGCUCGAACUGUGGCACCACCGCCCCGCGGUGAAGAAUCAACGCCUGGUCACAGUCAGUUACUUCCACAAUCGUAAAGAAUCCAUGGAGCUGCAAGAGUUUAAGAAGAUCAUCGGAGAACACGUGGAGCAGUCGACCGAAGUUCUGCUCAAACUCUGGCUGGUAGAGGUGCAGUCCAUCUUCUCCAGAGGAGCCAAGAAGAAUCAGAUUCCAGACAACAGAAACCCGUCCAGGUUUAGGUCCUUCUUUAACUGUGCAGCCGCGCUCAUGACCAUACAUCUGCAGGAGCUAGUGCUGACGUCUAUGGGAGACUACACCCAGAUGAUCACGCAGCAUCCGCCAUCAGAGCGAGCCUUCGAGCACCCGGGCUUCGUGCUGCACCUGGUUUUGGUGGACAAUGAGAUCAAGUUUGAGCCUGAGUUUGAGAUGUUUGAGGAAGUUUUUCUGAGCGUGUUUGACCUGAUGCUGCGAUCUGCUGCUGUGGUGCCCAGAGUGGAGACCAGGCUCUACAGCAACUGGGUAAGUGAGGAAGGACCUCCUGGUGACAGCAGCACUCUGAGGCCUGUGAUCCUGCCUGAGGUCCUGGAGGCCCAUCGUGAGCAGGUGGUCCGAGUUCUCAGAGAAGAGAGUCUCAAACCCAGAGAGUACCUCAGAAACUUCGAUCAGUAUGUCUCUUUAGUGAGCACCCUGGCAGAGGACGAUGUCACACACUUCCUGUCAGAGCCACACAGCUUCCAGGAGAUCAUGGUGGAGGUGGUGCACUAUGAGCAGCUCAUAAAGCAGAUCAAGUACACGCCGUAUCAGGUGGAGCGUUUGGGCCUGUUUGAGGUCCAGUCUCACAAACUGAUCCAGACUCUGACUGAGAGAGCUCAGGAUCUGCAGCACAAACUGACCGAGAAGAUGUUACGUGACCACCAGAACAUCAACAGACAAUUGUGUGUGGAGUUUGAGAAGAUCACAGAGAUGGCCCGGAAGACUCCUCCAGACACGCAGAAGCUCAUGGAACUCAAGGCCUAUAUGAACAAAGUGCAGUCCACAGAGAUGCCACAGCUGCGUCAGAGGGUGAUGGACUCAACCACACAGUUGUGUUUCCUCGUGGACUUUGUGACAUUCUCUCCUCUGCACACGAGGCUCAACGCAGAGACCAUGGGCUGGCUGGAGCGCAUGCCCUCCGAGUUCAGACACCACCAGCAGAUCGUGGCCAAGAAAACCGAGGACUACCAGCACGCCCUCAAGAUGUCCUGUGAGCAUUUUGUGGAGGAGCUGAAGAGUUAUGCUGCUCAAGUGGAAGAGUUUGUCACUUUUGGCGAUUUGGAGGAACUUGAGCAAUACUUGAAAAAGGCCCAAAGUCUGCACCACAAGCUGGAGGUGGCCCUGGAGAAGAUAGAUGAGAUUAACCGUGAUGAGGAGGCGUUUGGGUGGCCCGUCUCUCAGUAUCCUCAGAGGAAGAAGAUCCUGGACGAACUCACACCGUUCCUCAGACUUUAUGAAACAGCGUCUGACUUCUUGAAGCAACACAACAAGUGGCUGCACGGGCCCAUGUCUGAGGUCAACCCGGACAAGGUGGAGGGCGAUGUGGGGAACUACUGGAGGACUCUGUACAAACUGGAGAAGGGCUUUGCAGGUGUGCCCAAAGCUCUGCACAUCACCUCCAGUGUGAAGAGCACAGUGGAGCAGUUCAAGGAGCACAUCCCCAUGGUCCAGGUGCUGUGUAACCCUGGUCUGCGGGAGAGACACUGGUCAGCCAUGUCUGAAGUAGCCAAGAUCCCUCUGGACCCCACCCCACACCAGAGCAAUGUGUCCCACUUCCUGUCCCUCAACCUGGAGCUGUUCCUGGGCAGCUUCGAGGGCAUCAGCGAGGCAGCCAGUAAAGAGCACAGUCUGGAGAAGGCCCUAGAGAAGAUGAAAUAUGAGUGGAGGGACAUGGAGUUCCACCUGCUGGCCUACAGAGACACAGGCACUAGUAUCCUGCACUCUGUGGAGGACAUCCAGAUGCUCCUGGACGACCACAUGGUCAAGACUCAAACCAUGAGAGGCUCCCCGUUCAUCAAGCCCUUCGAGGAGGAGAUCAGAGAGUGGGAGGGGAAGCUGCUGCUGCUACAGGAGAUCCUGGAUGAGUGGCUGAAGUUCCAGUUCACGUGGUUUUAUGUGGAGCCCGUCUUCAGCUCCCCUGACAUCACAAUGCAGAUGCCCGAGGAGAAACACAAGUUCACAGCUGUGGAAAACACCUGGAGAGAGACCAUGAAGCAAGUGGCUCUGGACAAGCAUGUGUUGGCUGUGAUCUCCAUCGACAAGAUGUUGGAGAAGUUGAAACAAUCCAAUGCUGUUCUGGAGCUGAUUCUGAAAGGUCUCAACAAUUAUCUGGAGAAGAAACGUCUUGAUUUCCCACGUUUCUUCUUCCUGUCCAACGAGGAGCUGCUGGAGAUCCUGUCAGAGACCAAAGACCCCACACGUGUGCAGCCUUUUCUGAAGAAGUGCUUUGAGGGCAUAGCCAGUGUGGUGUUCACUGAUGUUCUGGACAUCACUCACAUGAAGAGUUCUGAGGGGGAGGUGGUUCAGCUGCUUGACCUCAUCUCCACGUCCAAAGCUCGUGGACAGGUGCAGAAGUGGCUGCUGGAGCUGGAGACUGGCAUGAUCGCCUCCCUGCACAAGGUGAUUGGGGAGGCCAUCGCGGCCUAUCCCAAAGACCUGAGGAUCAACUGGGUCAGAGCCUGGCCCGGUCAGGCCGUCCUGUGUGUGUCUCAGGUCUACUGGACACAGUACAUCCAUGACGCCAUCAAGUCUGGACCCCAGGCUCUGGAGGCCUACCUGCAGCAGAAUAACCGUCAGAUCGAUGACAUCGUGACUCUGGUGCGGGGGAAGCUGUCCAAACAGAACCGUGUGACUCUGGGAGCGCUGGUGGUGCUGGACGUCCACGCUCGAGACGUUCUGGCCUCUCUGGUCCAGAAACGCAUCAGCAAUGAGAACGACUUUGAGUGGCUCAGUCAGCUGCGAUAUUACUGGGUGGACAACCAGCUCCAAACCAAGAUGAUCAACGCAGGUCUGCCAUACGGAUACGAGUAUCUGGGCAACACCCCCCGCCUGGUCAUCACGCCGCUCACUGACCGCUGCUACAGGACACUGUUUGGAGCCCUGCACUUGCACUUAGGAGGGGCCCCUGAGGGCCCAGCUGGAACAGGGAAAACUGAGACCACUAAAGACUUGGCUAAAGCUGUGGCCAAACAGUGUGUGGUGUUCAACUGUUCUGAUGGCCUCAACUACAUCGCUCUGGGGAAGUUCUUCAAGGGCCUGCUGUCGUGUGGAGCCUGGGCCUGUUUCGAUGAGUUCAACAGGAUCGACCUGGAGGUGCUGUCUGUGGUGGCGCAGCAGAUCCUCACCAUACAGAGAGGUAUCGCGGCAAACUCUGAGAUGCUCCUGUUUGAAGGCACAAAGCUGAAACUGGACCCAUCCUGUGCCGUGUUCAUCACCAUGAACCCUGGAUACGCCGGCCGCUCGGAGCUGCCAGACAAUCUCAAAGCCCUGUUCCGGACAGUGGCCAUGAUGGUUCCGGACUACGCCAUGAUCGCUGAGAUCGUGCUCUACUCCUGUGGCUUUGUGACCGCUCGACCCCUCUCAGUGAAGAUCGUCGCCACCUACAGGCUCUGCUCAGAACAGCUCUCCUCUCAGCAUCACUAUGACUACGGCAUGAGAGCUGUGAAGUCUGUGCUCACUGCUGCUGGCAACCUCAAGCUGGCCUUUCCAGAGGAUAAUGAAGACACUCUUCUGCUCAGGUCCAUCAUCGACGUCAAUCUGCCCAAGUUCCUCGCUCACGACCUCAAGCUGUUUGAGGCCAUCACCUCGGACCUUUUCCCCGGGGUGCAGCUGCCUAAGCGAGACUACAGGACUCUGCUGGAGGCCAUCGAGGAGAACUGCAAACUCAUGAACCUGCAGAUGACGCCCUUCUUCUCCGAGAAGAUCCUGCAGAUCUACGAGAUGAUGAUCGUGCGCCACGGCUUCAUGUUGGUGGGAGAGCCCUUCGGAGGCAAGACCAGCGCAUACAGAGUGUUAGCCGACGCGCUCAACCAAGUCAGCAGCAAGGGCGUGAUGGAGGAGAAUGCGGUGCAGAUAUCGGUCCUGAACCCAAAGUCCAUCACCAUGGGGCAGCUGUACGGACAGUUUGACCCCGUGUCUCAUGAGUGGUCUGACGGCAUCCUGGCCAUCAGCUACAGAGGCUUCGCUUCCUCACAGAGUCCGGACAGGAAGUGGCUGAUCUUUGACGGGCCGGUGGACGCCGUGUGGAUCGAGAACAUGAACACGGUUUUGGACGACAACAAGAAACUGUGUCUGAUGAGCGGAGAGAUCAUCCAGAUGUCUCCUCAGAUGAGCCUGAUCUUUGAGCCCAUGGACCUGGAGGUGGCCUCUCCAGCGACGGUGUCUCGCUGUGGGAUGAUCUACAUGGAGCCUCACCAGCUCGGGUGGAGGCCUCUGAUGCUGUCCUGGCUCAACACGCUGCCCCCUGCUGUCAGCUCAGAGCAUAAAACCGUGAUCACCGACCUGUUCGACCGCACCGUGCCCACCUGCCUCGAGCUCGUCCGCAAGGCCACCAGGGAGCUGUCUCCAACCUCAGACACAAACCUGGUGAAGUCCCUGAUGAACCUGAUGGACUGUAACAUGGACGAGUUCCACGACGAGACCAAGAUCAGGGCCAUGAAAGGAGAGGAGGUCUGCAGCUGGCUGGAGGGCAUCUAUGUGUUCAGCCUGGUGUGGUCGCUCGGUGCCAGCUGUGAUGACUCCAGCCGGCACAAGUUUGAUCUGGUUUUGAGGGAGCUUCUGAUUGGACCUCUGUCUACUCAGACCAAGACCAAAUAUCGACUUUUAACCAACACUGAGGCCUGCAAAGCUCUGUCUGUGCCUCUGCCUGAAGAAGGCACUGUCUACCAGUACAGCUUCAUCAAAGAGGGCGCAGGCCGGUGGCAGCUGUGGACAGAGGAGCUGAAAUGUGCCCCUCCCAUCAGUAAAGACAGCCACUUCAAUGAGAUCAUCAUCCCCACAGAGAACACAGUGCGCUACAUGGCUCUGAUGGAGCUGCUCGUCACCCACCACAAACCCACCAUCUUCAUCGGUCCCACGGGCACCGGCAAGACCGUCUACAUCACUGACUUCCUGUUGAAUAAAGUGCAGAAGGAGGUGUACAGUCCACUCUUCAUAAACUUCUCGGCUCAGACCACAGCGGCUCAGACUCAGAACAUCAUCAUGUCAAAACUGGACAAACGCCGCAAAGGAGUGUUCGGACCCCCACUUGGCAGAAAGCUGGUGGUGUUUGUGGACGACGUGAACAUGCCGGCCAGAGAAGUGUACGGAGCCCAGCCUCCAGUGGAACUGCUCAGGCAGUGGUUAGAUCACUGGAACUGGUACGACCUCAAGGACUCCAUGAUCAAGCUGGUGGACGUUCAGAUCAUCUGUGCCAUGGGGCCGCCAGGAGGAGGUCGUAACCCGGUGACCCCCCGUUUCCUGCGUCACUUUAACACUGUGACCAUCAACGACUUUGAUGAGAAAACCAUGUACACGAUCUUCUCCAGGAUCAUCCACUGGCACUUCUCCAUACGGUUCUCUUUCCCCAAAGAGUUCUCUGCUCUCACGUCAGACCUGGUCCACAGCACCAUGUCUGUGUACCAGGAGGCCACGAAGAACCUGCUCCCGACUCCAGCCAAAUCCCACUACCUGUUCAACCUGAGGGACAUGUCCAGAGUGGUGCAGGGCAUCUGUCUGUCCAGGCCGGAGAGCACCAGCGAGCCAGCGGUCAUCAAACGCCUCUGGGUGCACGAGGUGUUGCGGGUUUACUACGAUCGUCUGGUACAUGAGUCAGAUCGCUCAUGGCUUGUGUCUCAUUUACAAGAGGUGUUUAAGUCUCACCUGAAGGACGACUUCCAUCGACUGUUUCAGCAUUUGGACCGGGACCGGGACGACGUGACCGAGGACGAUCUCCGCAGCCUUAUGUUCUGCGACUUCCACGAUCCCAAAGGAGAUGACAGAAACUACCGCGAGGUCUUCAACGUGGACCAGCUGCGGCAGGUGGUGGAAGGGCAUCUGGAAGAAUACAACAACAUCCACAAGACCCGCAUGAACCUGGUGCUGUUCCGCUUCGCCAUAGAACACGUGUGCCGGAUAUCACGCAUCCUCAAGCAGCCCAGCGGACACGCCUUGCUCGUGGGUGUGGGCGGCAGCGGGCGGCAGUCCCUCACGCGGUUGGCUGCGUACAUGGCAGAGGCAGAACUCUUCCAGGUGGAGAUCUCAAAGACGUACGGUACGACGGAGUGGAGAGACGACUUGAAGAUGAUCAUGAAGAAGUCCACUCAGGGAGAGGCGCACGGCGUCUUCCUCUUCACCGACACACAAAUCAAAAUGGAAUCUUUCCUGGAGGACAUUGGGAACCUGCUCAACACUGGAGAGGUGCCGAACCUGUUUGCGGUGGAUGAGAAGCAGGAGAUCUGUGAGCGCAUGCGAGUGUUGGACAGACAGAGAUCGAGAGAGAAGCAGACGGACGGCAGCUCUCUGUCUCUCUUCAACAUGUUUUUGGAGCGAUGCAAAACACAGCUCCAUGUGGUGUUAGCCAUGAGCCCCAUCGGAGAAGCUUUCAGGGACCGACUCCGCAGGUUCCCUGCACUCAUCAACUGCUGCACCAUCAACUGGUUCCAGAGCUGGCCGGAGGACGCUCUGCAGGCCGUGGCCAGUCGGUUCCUGGCGGACGUGGAGAUGUCAGAGGAGACCAGAGAGGGCUGUAUCCACAUGUGCAAGAGCUUCCACACCUCCAGCAUCGAGCUGUCUGAACGCUUCCACGCAGAGCUACAACGACACAACUACGUCACCCCCACCUCCUACCUCGAGCUCAUCUCCACCUUCAAGACCCUGCUCCAGACCAAACGAACUGAUGUGAUGACGAUGAAGCAGCGUUAUGAAGUGGGUCUGGAGAAGCUGGAGUCUGCGGCGUCUCAGGUGUCGUCCAUGCAGGUGGAGCUGGAGGCCCUGCAGCCUCAGCUCCGCGUGGCCAGUAAAGAGGUGGACGAGAUAAUGGUAGUGAUCGAGAAAGAGUCUGUGGAGGUGGCAGAGACCGAGAAGGUGGUGAAGGUGGAUGAAGCCAUCGCAAAUAAGCAGGCCAUGGCGGCUAAAGCUAUCAAAGACGAGUGCGACGCGGAUCUGGCAGAGGCGAUGCCCAUCCUGGAGUCUGCUCUAGCAGCGCUCAACACUCUCACCACACAGGACAUCACGGUGGUGAAGUCCAUGAAGAGCCCUCCCCCUGCAGUGAAGCUGGUGAUGGAGGCCAUCUGUAUCCUGAAGGGGAUCAAACCGGACCGGAUCCCAGACCCCUCUGGAAGCGGGAAGAUGGUGAAGGACUUCUGGGGUCCUGCUAAAAAGCUCCUGGGAGACAUGAGGUUCCUCCAGAGUCUGCACGAAUAUGACAAAGACCACAUCCCCCCGCAAUUCAUGAGUGUCAUUAGGCACCAAUACAUGACCAACCCAGACUUUGUCCAAGAGAAGAUCCGAACAGCGUCCACUGCAGCAGAGGGCAUGUACAAGUGGGUCUGCGCCAUGGACAAGUACGACGAAGCGGCAAAGGUGGUGGCCCCUAAGAAGGAGAAGCUGGCUCAGGCUGAAGGAGAGCUGAGUGUGGCUAUGGAGGGUCUGCGGAAGAAACAAGCUGCUCUGAAGGAAGUACAGGACAAACUGGCCAAACUGCAGGACACUCUAGAGGCCAACAAGAACAAGAAGGCAGACCUGGAGAACCAGGUCGACUUGUGCUCUAAGAAGCUGGAGCGAGCGGAGCAGCUGAUUGGAGGACUGAGCGGAGAGAAGACACGCUGGAGGGAGAUGGCUGUGAACCUGGGGGAACUCUAUACAAACCUGACUGGAGACAUUCUCAUCUCUGCAGGCAUCAUGGCCUAUCUGGGUGCCUUCACCUCCAGCUACAGACAGGAGCAGACACAGGAGUGGAUGUCUCAGUUUAAGUCCAGAGCCAUCCCCUGCUCCCAGCACAUGUCCCUGAUGAACUCCCUGGGAAACCCUGUGAAGAUCAGGGCCUGGACCAUCGCAGGACUGCCCUCAGACAGCUUCUCCAUCGACAACGCCAUCAUCAUAUCAAACUCGCGGCGGUGGCCUCUGAUGAUCGAUCCUCAGGGCCAGGCCAAUAAAUGGGUGAAGAACAUGGAGAAGGCCAACAGUCUGCACGUCAUCAAACUCAGCGACAGUGAUUUUGUCAGGACUCUGGAGAACUGCAUCCAGUUUGGAACUCCAGUUCUUCUGGAGAACGUUGGCGAGGAGCUGGACCCCAUCCUGGAGCCUCUCCUGCUCAGACAGACCUUCAAACAGGGAGGAGCUGUGUGCAUCCGCCUGGGAGACUCCACCAUCGAGUACUCCCCAGACUUCAGGUUCUACAUCACCACCAAGCUCAGGAACCCCCACUACCUCCCCGAGACGUCUGUCAAGGUGACGCUGUUGAACUUCAUGAUCACUCCAGAGGGCAUCCAGGACCAGCUGCUCGGGAUCGUCGUGGCCCGAGAGAGACCCGAUCUGGAGGAGGAGAAGCAGGCUCUGAUCCUGCAGGGAGCCGAGAACAAGAGGCAGUUGAAGGAGCUCGAGGACAAGAUCUUGGAGGUGCUGUCCAUGUCCGAAGGGAACAUUCUGGAAGACCAAACCGCUGUGAACAUCCUGUCCUGCUCCAAAAACCUGGCCAAUGAGAUCUCAAAGAAGCAGAGCGUCGCCGAGGUGACGGAGCAGAAGAUCGACUCCACACGGAUGGAGUACAAGCCCAUCGUGGUGCAUUCGGCCAUUUUGUUUUUCUCCGUCGCAGACCUGGCCAACAUCGAGCCCAUGUACCAGUACUCCCUCACCUGGUUCAUCAACCUUUUCAUCGGCUCCAUCGACAACUCAGAGAAGAGUGACGAUCUGGGACACAGGCUGCAGAUCUUGAAGGAGCACUUCACCUACUCCCUGUACAUGAACGUGUGCCGCUCUCUGUUCGAAAAGGACAAGCUCCUCUUCUCCUUCUGCCUCACCAUCAACCUCCUCAUGCACAACAAACUGGUGGAUGAGUCUGAGUGGCGUUUCCUUCUCACUGGAGGUGUGGGCUUGGAUAACCAGCACUAUAACCCCUGCACCUGGCUCCCAAAGACGUCUUGGGACGAGUUCUGCAGACUCUCCGACAUGGAGAACUUCACGGGCCUGAGGCAAGACCUGAUGAGUCUCCGCAACGAGUGGAAGAGUGUGUACGACAGCUCUAGCCCUCACCAGAUGCCCUUCCCAGGACAGUGGCAGGACAAACUGAGCCAGUUCCAGAGGAUGUUAAUAAUCCGCUGUUUGAGGCCAGACAAGGUGGUGCCGAUGAUACAGGAGUUUGUCUCUGACUCUCUGGGACAUCCCUUCAUUGAGACUCCACCCUUUAACCUGUCUCAGGUGUUUGGGGACAGUCAUUGCUGCGCUCCCCUCAUCUUCAUCCUCUCCCCUGGAUCCGACCCCAUGGCCGCACUGCUCAAGUUUGGAGACGAGAGGGGUUUCACAGAGAACAAGCUCACGUCUCUGUCUCUGGGACAAGGACAGGGUCCCAUCGCCAUGCAGAUGAUCUCCACUGGCAUCAAAGAGGGCACAUGGGUGGUGCUGCAGAACUGCCACCUGGCCACGUCGUGGAUGAGCACGCUGGAGCACAUCUGUGAGGAGCUAAACCCUGAGACGACACACCCAGACUUCCGGCUGUGGCUGACCAGUUACCCCUCACCCACCUUCCCAGUGGCAGUGCUCCAAAACGGGGUGAAGAUGACCAACGAGGCCCCUAAAGGUCUACGCUCCAACAUUGCCCGCUCUUUCCUCAUGGACCCCAUCUCUGACCCCGAGUUCUUCAACGGCUCCAGCAAACCGGAGGUGUUUAAGAAGCUGCUGUACGGCCUGUGCUUCUUCCACGCUCUCACUCAGGAGAGGAGGAAGUUUGGACCUUUGGGUUGGAACAUUCCCUACGAGUUCAACGAGACGGACCUGCGCAUCUCUGUCCAGCAGCUGCACAUGUUCUUAGAGCAGUACCAGGAGGUUCCAUUUGACGCUCUGAGAUACUUGACUGGAGAGUGUAACUAUGGAGGGAGGGUCACAGACGACUGGGACCGCCGCACGCUCAGGACCAUCCUGUCCAUCUUCUACACCCCUGAGAUAGUCCACGACCCGCAGUACAAGUUUGACCCCAGCGGCCUGUACUACGCACCAGCAGAGGGCGACUACAACAGUUACAUCGAGUACACAAAGGCUCUCCCUCUGAACCCGUCGCCUGAAAUCUUCGGGAUGAACGCGAACGCAGACAUCACCAAAGACCAGGCGGAGACCAAGCUGCUCUUCGAUUCUAUCCUCCUCACACAGUCCCGGGCCACAGGUGGGGAUGGACAGUCCUCUGAUGACCUGGUCUUCGAAGUGGCGGCUGACAUUCUGAGCAAACUCCCUCCAGACUUCGACCUGGAGUCUGCGAUGAUGAAGUUCCCCACCAACUACAGCCAGAGCAUGAACACGGUGCUGGUGCAGGAGAUGGGCCGCUUCAACCACCUGCUGUGCACCAUCCGCACCUCCUGUGUGGCCAUCCAGAAGGCCAUCAAGGGUCUGGUGGUGAUGUCUGCAGAGCUGGAGGAGGUGGUCAACAGUAUCUUAAACGGUCGGAUCCCUGCCAUGUGGAAGAAGAAGUCCUACCCCAGCCUCAAACCUCUGGGCAGCUACAUGAACGACUUCCUGGAGAGGCUCAAGUUCUUCCAGGACUGGUUUGACGAGGGCGCUCCUGCUGUGUUCUGGAUCUCCGGGUUCUUCUUCACUCAGGCGUUCCUCACCGGCUCUCAGCAGAACUACGCUCGGAAGCACACCAUCCCCAUCGACCUCCUGGGCUUCGACUUCGAGGUCCUGUAUGACAUGACGUACGACACGCCCCCAAAAGACGGAGUUUACAUUCGAGGUCUGUUCCUGGACGGAGCGCGCUGGGACCGAAAGAACAACCUGCUCACAGAGUCUCUGCCCAAAGAACUGAACGACACCAUGCCCCCAAUGUGGCUGAAGCCGUGUAAGCGUCAGGACGUCCCUCAGAGGCUCAGUUACUUGUGUCCCGUUUACAAGACGAGCGAGAGACGAGGCACUCUGUCCACCACCGGACACUCCACCAACUACGUGAUCGCCAUGACGCUGGACACCGACCUACCCCCCGAGCACUGGAUCAGGAGGGGCGUGGCUCUGCUCUGCCAGCUCAGCUCAUAGUACGACUACUACAGAGUAUACAGAGUAUACGGAGUAUAUACACAAGUCCAAAGUUAGAUGUUUGUGGAUGUAUUUUUGUUUCAAUUUCAACAGUUCUGA
This is a messenger RNA of Boleophthalmus pectinirostris (great blue-spotted mudskipper), 11653 nucleotides long. It is a transcript of the gene dnah7, whose product is annotated as dynein, axonemal, heavy chain 7. Gene Ontology annotation, molecular function: ATP hydrolysis activity; minus-end-directed microtubule motor activity; dynein intermediate chain binding. Lineage: Eukaryota; Metazoa; Chordata; Actinopteri; Gobiiformes; Gobiidae. Gene Ontology annotation, cellular component: dynein complex. The record is from RefSeq and is a predicted model, not a curated record. Gene Ontology annotation, biological process: microtubule-based movement.